AUGCACGGGGGACCACAAUUUACAUUGGCAAUUAUGAAGCACGAAUUUUGGCCUUUGCGUGGUCAAGACUUGUUGCGCCGUGUCGUUCAUAGCUGCGUUACUUGCGAUAAGGCCAAGCCCAAGAUCAUCGAGCAGCUUAUGGGUCAGCGGCCACCAGAGAGGGUCAACCGAGCAGAUCCCUUUCAGUACGUUGGAGUGGACUUUGCAGGGCCAGUCUAUCUUAAACCAGCCACUCUUAAAGGAGCGCCUAUAAAGGCAUAUGUUGCGGUGUUCGUCUGCCUAGCGGUCAAAGCAGCGCAUCGUGAGCUAGUGUCAGACCUCACAUCAGCCACCUUCAUCGCGGCACUCCGUCGCUUCAUCGCCCGCAGAGGGUUGCCGAGCACCAUCUUCUGUGGCAAUGCGACGAAUUUCACUGCUGCCCAACGCGAACUUAAAGAGCUUCGCCAAUUGUUUCUGUCACAGCAACACAGGGAUGCUGUACUACUCGAAGCCAGCACCCAUGCAAUCAACUUUCACUUCAUACAUCCACAAGCUCCGACGUUCCGUGGUUUAUGGGAAGCCUGCGUCAAAUCCUUCAAGCAUCAUCUUCGCAGAGUAGUUGGGAACAGUCAUCUAUCGUUUGAAGAUUUCUCUACAGUUCUCGCGCAGAUUGAGGCUUGCCUUAAUUCACGGCCAAUUACACCGAUGUCUGCCGAUCCGAACGAUGUGGAAGCACUUACUCCUGGACACUUCCUUGUCGGGCGUCCGCUUCUGGCAGUCCCAGAACCCGAUUUAGACCACAUCCCCGAAAAUCGGCUCGAUCUUUGGCAGAAAAUGCAGCGCCUUACUCAACAUUUCUGGAAGCGAUGGCACAACGAGUACCUGUCUACGUUGCAGCUCCGUUACAAGUGGUCCACUGUGAAUCAAAAUUAG
This is a messenger RNA of Topomyia yanbarensis, 912 nucleotides long. RefSeq lists its product as uncharacterized. The coding region runs from base 1 to 912 and encodes 303 amino acids. The transcript has a single exon. Gene Ontology annotation, molecular function: nucleic acid binding. Gene Ontology annotation, biological process: DNA integration. The record is from RefSeq and is a predicted model, not a curated record. Lineage: Eukaryota; Metazoa; Arthropoda; Insecta; Diptera; Culicidae.